Seriola dumerili (greater amberjack) is the source of this 3994-nucleotide messenger RNA. RefSeq names its product adhesion G-protein coupled receptor G4-like (gene adgrg4a). Bases 126 to 3785 code for a protein of 1219 amino acids. The transcript has 29 exons. Gene Ontology annotation, biological process: adenylate cyclase-activating G protein-coupled receptor signaling pathway; cell surface receptor signaling pathway. Gene Ontology annotation, molecular function: G protein-coupled receptor activity. NCBI's taxonomy places the organism in Eukaryota, Metazoa, Chordata, Actinopteri, Carangiformes, Carangidae. The record is from RefSeq and is a predicted model, not a curated record. Gene Ontology annotation, cellular component: membrane.
CUCAUGAACUGGUGUUGAUUGCUUAAUAUCUCACAGAAUAGCUUUUGGAUUUGACCAUUGCAAAGAGAAGAGCAUGCAGAUGACCACUUGACUGACACGGAAAGCCCUGUAUUUUGGUUGCUGCCAUGAACUCCCUGUCUCCUCUAGUAGUCUGUCUGUGUGUACAGAUAUCAGUGUGUCUUCUGACUGCCUCUGCUGGUGCCAGCCUGUGGGGUAAGAAAGUGCAUUUCACUGGCCGUCCGUGCUUGUGGCAGCUACAACCAGAUGUUGUGGUACCGGCCCUUAAGGAGCUGAGUGUAUGCAUGCUCUUACGCCACAACGUUUUAACAGAGUGGACAGGAUUUGCCUACAAAGCACCGGGAGGUAGAAACAUAGAGUUGGGACUUCAGGGCAAAGACGCACAGCUGAAAGUGUGGCUGUUUGGAAAUGAAAAGCAUCUGCCGUGGGAACUAAAAUCGAAUGAAUGGUCCUCCGUCUGUCUCACCUGGUCAGGCCGAGCUCGGAGGCUGAGGACCUACAUUAAUGGAACCAUUAUGCUUGAGGCCCCUCUGAAUCCCAGCCUGCCUCAACGACUGGCCCCAAACGGCACACUCACUCUGGGGGUUUCUCAUUAUGUAGAUGCAGAUGGUAAAGUGCGGCCAGAGACUUCGAAUGAGUUGCUUGGUGAGAUUGGUCUGUUCAGGAUAUGGUCCAGAGAAUGGAGCGGUGAGGAGCUGAAGAGCCAUAGCUGUGCAGAUGGAGAUGUGGUGAGCUGGGACCUGCGGCAGUGGAAACACAGCUGCCCUCCAAAGCCUGACAACAGCCUACAUUGUGCAUGGUCACGCUACAAAAUCAAAAUGUGGACAUUGAUAGUUCAAUCUAUGGAGCCUCGAAACUGUUCAGUCUCACCGGAAGUAGUCACAAGAAGUUGGCUGGAGAGCGUUUUCCCUCGCAACAUUUCUGUCGAUGACAUCUAUGUGUCAUCUCCAAGCCAUUCCUGCCAUGGGGUUAAUAAUUCUGCUGGUCUACAUGUACAACAACAUCAGGGAUCAAAAGCAGCAUCGGACCCCAUCUGUGACAAGUGUUUCAGCUGUGAAGUCCAUGUGAAUGUGGAUCCUGCUGCUAAUGUAGAAGCGGUUCAGGCAGAUAUUACUGCACUGCUGAUUUUGACCUUCUCCUACAACUUCCUCAACCUGACGGCUGACCCUAAUAGCAUCAGCAUACUUCCUGUGGAGUUGUUCCCUCCGGUGACAGAACAACCGAUGACUGUCAGCACUGGUGUUACUACAUCAGGAACAGGUCCAACUCAAAGCGCGCCAGCUCGUCCCGCUAACAUGUCAACGACAGGAGAGCCUUUAGAUCUAAAUGAGACUGCCGUUGGACCUGAUACAUUCUUUAGAGUUAAUACGACCUUAAGUAUGACCGGCAGCCCUUCAAACCCAAAGGAUGCCAUUGAAAAAUGGGUGAAAGAAGCACUGAAUGACACCAUGCUUGUGCUGAAUCUCAUCAUAAAGGAGAAUGUUGGCAGGAACAUGGAGGAAAAUGAUGAACAGACAACUUCCCAUGACCAGCAAAAACAAUAUUACUGUAGCUUCCAUAUUCAGGAGUACAACAUUAACAGUGUUGCAGAGAUGAUCAUUUUCAUAAAUGCUUCAUUGACAUCAAAGUAUGAAAAUGGCUCCAUUGUUAUUCAAGCGAUGGAUGUGUCGAUCAAGCACAUAAUGCCAGGAAAUUGUUUGGAAGAAACUACUUCAACAAUCUAUGGAAUAUAUAUUUGGCCUGAGGCAUUUCCACAAGUCAACCAAGAAAUGAGAUGUAAAAAACCAAAAUUACAAAGCGCUUACAGGCUUUGUAAGUUAAACAUUGAAACUGACAUGACCAGCUGGGCCAAGCCUGAUAUGACAAACUGCAACCAAAUGGUGACCAUGUCAGACAUUGACAAUAUCACAGUCACCACUGGUAACGCAGCUGAGGUUGUGGACAUAAUUCAGAACCUUGUGGAUAUCCAGUUAGGUGAAUGUGCAGAGCUCUCUUCCUCUGAGCUGAAUUCAGUGGUGGAUAAGCUCAAUGAAGUGGUUGAUAUCAGCAUCAUCAAACCUGCUGUUGGUGCUAACAUUCUCACUAUGAUUGGUGAUAUCCUGCUUUCCAAAACCAAUGUCACACCAGUGGCUAACAUUGUCCUUAAUCUUACAGAUAAAAUGGGGAACAAAAUGGACUUCCUAGGUGAAUCUGUAACUUUAACAGCUCCCUCACUGGCACUUUCCAUGGUCAACACAGAUGCAGAUGGAUUCACUGGCCUCACCUUUGGCGUCUCCUUCGAUUCAUCUCUCCUGAUUCCAAAUACUUUUGUAAACCAGAGCUUUGUCAGUAAACCACUCCCAGACACAAAUGCAACUAUCUCUCUGCCCUCUGCGCUCCACAACUUUUUUAAAGGAAAUACAACUCGAGUUCAGUUUCAGUUCUAUGGGACAGAUGAUCUUUUUCAGGACCCAUAUACAACCAAUUCAACAGAGAGCAGCUGGACAUUGAACUCCUAUAUAGUAUCUGCCAGUAUCAAUAACAGUCAUGUCAGGAACCUGAAGGAUCGAGUGGUGGUGACCCUCAGUCAUCUAACACCCAAACAGCCAGAAGACAAUGUAGAAUGUAUGUUUUGGGAUUUCCUGAAGAACAGUGGGCAGGGUGGUUGGAACAACAAAGGGUGUGAAACCCACAGUGUUUCUUUUUAUCAGACCAGCUGUCACUGUGAUCACCUCACACAUUUCGCUGUGCUCCUGGAUGUGUCUAGAACCCCCAUCGGUGAGGCCGACAGUAAGAUUCUGACUGUGAUUUCAUAUCUUGGUUGUGGUAUAUCCUCCAUCUUUCUGGGCAUCACUCUAAUCAGCUACCUCGCAUUUGAGAAGCUGCGUCGGGACUACCCAUCUAAGAUCCUCAUCAACCUGUCAGCUGCCCUGCUGGGCUUGAACAUGAUCUUCCUUCUUGAUGCUUGGCUCUCAUCCUUCUCCAACUAUGGUCUGUGCAUCGCUACUGCUGCAUCGCUGCACUACUUCAUGCUGGCUUCUUUCACCUGGAUGGGCCUGGAGGCUGUGCACAUGUACCUCGCCCUGGUCAAAGUCUUCAACAUCUAUGUUCCUUCUUACAUUCUCAAGUUCUGCGCUGUAGGAUGGGGUAUUCCUCUGGUCAUAGUCAGCCUGGUGCUGGCUAUAGAUAAAGAUGCCUACGGCAACACUGUGGCUGAGGAGGCUGCAGUCAUGCUUCAAUCCCCUGACCAAUUCUGUUGGCUGCAGAAUGACGUCUUCUUCUAUGUGACGGUGGUGGCAUUUGUUCUUCUGAUCCUGUUGUGCAACAUCUCUGUCUUCAUCGUGGUUCUGAUUCAGAUCAGACAGAUGGGGGCCAAUAAGUCCUCAGCAAACAGCCGCAGCUCUCUGCAGGACUUGAGGGCAGUGGCUAGUCUCACUGUCCUGUUAGGCCUGACGUGGUCAAUGGGCUUGUUUUCCUUUGGGCCAGGCAAAGUGGUCCUGAUGUACCUGUUCUCCAUCUUCAACACUUUCCAGGGUUUCUUUGUUUUUUUGUUCCACUGUUUGAUGAAGGAAAAUGUGAGGAAACAGUGGAGAAUCCACUUGUGCUGUGGACGUUUCAGACUCAGUGAUAACUCAGACUGGAGCCGCUCCAUAACAGUGGGUAGUCGCAACAAAAAGAAGAAUCUUGUUAACUCUGACUCAGUUGCUUCUGACGACACGUCCACCAUCAGGAAGGUCUCCGACUCUUCCACAGGAUCAGCACCAAAUCACCACCACCAGGGGGCAUGAGUGGCCUCUGUGUGUGUCAUUCUGUAUUGCUCUUCCUCCCAGCUGGGCCGGCCCUGUACAUCUGGGGCCCUAAGCAGAAUAAGUUUGGGGACCCUGUGUGGCAGUGGAUACACAUUGAAGAAUUCAUAGAACCAGCAAACAUAUGCAAUUAUAACCCUUAUGCAUUGUAUUUGUACCUGGGCUGCAGGUCUUUUUCUGCUAAUUAAAUA